AUGUCAAUGGCGAACGGCACCCGGCAAGAGGGCGCUGAAAACCAUGUGUUGAGCGUGCUCAACGUCACGAAAAUUCAUGGGGUUGAAAGUACAGAGGGUACCACCAGAGGCUUUGUGCAUGUCGAUGAGCUCCUGAAGUCGAUGAUUGGUGGACAGAGUGUGCAAGCUUGA
Molecule: messenger RNA, 171 nt
Organism: Rhizoctonia solani
Lineage: Eukaryota; Fungi; Basidiomycota; Agaricomycetes; Cantharellales; Ceratobasidiaceae
Exons: 2
Coding region: 1-171 (56 amino acids)
Source: RefSeq, a predicted model, not a curated record